AUGUUCAUAAUUUACAAAGACACAGCUUGGCCCAGAAAGAAUCCUCCUGAAGCUGCUAUUUUGGGUCAAUCACUUCCAGCGUGCCUUCUCUCCCCGUCCAACAAAUUUCUCCCGGGUGGGGACUCUACCCUCUCAGGGACACAUGAAUCUACUCAUCCGCUUACGAGGAUGGUAGGAGGCACUGACCAUCUCCGCCCGGCACACCAUCGCAGACACAAACAUCUUUGA
Chondrus crispus (carragheen) is the source of this 228-nucleotide messenger RNA. RefSeq lists its product as hypothetical. The transcript has a single exon. Bases 1 to 228 code for a protein of 75 amino acids. NCBI's taxonomy places the organism in Eukaryota, Rhodophyta, Florideophyceae, Gigartinales, Gigartinaceae. The record is from RefSeq and is a predicted model, not a curated record.